Cylicocyclus nassatus is the source of this 1409-nucleotide messenger RNA. Lineage: Eukaryota; Metazoa; Nematoda; Chromadorea; Rhabditida; Strongylidae. The record is from the annotation of a GenBank genome assembly.
AUGUCCCGGUACGACUUGGUGAUUUAUGGCGCAAGCGGUUUUACAGGAGCAUAUAUCGUGGAACGUCUUGUGACUUCUAAAUAUUUUGGUACAGUGUCGUUCGCUGUCGCUGGCAGAAGCAAUGCUAAACUUGAGAAAUCUUUGGACAAGAUAUCCAAGAAAACAGGUAAGGACAUCACGGCGACCCCGGUAAUCAUAGCCGACUCUUCUGAUGAGCAAUCAUUGGCUGAUAUGGCCAGAAAAGCAAAGGUCAUCGUAAAUGCCGUCGGACCGUAUCGGCUUUACGGUGAGCCUGUCGUGAAAGCAGCUGUGGAAAAUGGUGCUAACCAUGUGGACAUAUCUGGUGAACCAGCGUAUCUCGAAAGGAUGCAAAUGAUCUACGGUGAAAAGGCCAAGCAAAAUGGUGUGUACAUCGUUGGUGCAUGCGGAUGGGAUUCGAUUCCUUGCGAUCUUGGAGUGAGCUUCUUGAAGGAGAAAUUUAAUGGAGAUCUCAAUCAUGUGGAAAGUUUUGUGCAAAUGGUCAGCGGACCGUCGGGUUAUGCAAUCAACGAAGGAACGUACCAAACCCUGAUUCUCGGUAUAAGUCAAGCAGCAUCUGACGGGUUGGGAAAGAUUCGCAAGACCAUAAUGCCGGAAAAAAUCGAGAAGGGAGAUGUGAAGCCACCAAAAAGGGGUAAACUAUGGGCGAUCCAUGAGAAGGAGCUUGAUGGUUGGGCAUUACCCUUCAUGGGUUCGGAUAAAUCUAUUGUCAACCGAUCACAGUACUACGAUUGUGUGACUAACAAUAAGAGACCGGCUCAAAUCGAAACCUAUCUUCGCGUGUCCUCCCUUCUAUGGGCUGUAUUGCUGGCAAUGUGGCUUACAGUAUUCGCUGUACUUGCUCAGUUCAAAUUUUCUAGAGAAUUUUUGAAGAAACACCCCGACCUCUGCAGCUUCAACAUGUUCAAGAGCUCUGGUCCAUCGGAGCAGCAGAUUGCUGAGGCGUCGUUCAUAUACUGGUUCUUCGGAUAUGGGUACUCGGAGCGUAAGCCCGUGGGAGAAAAGCAUGCGGGAACACCUGAUCAAAAGAUGGUUGUUACUUGCAAAGGCCCUGAUGCUGGUUAUCGCUCAACCAGUGCUUGUGUACUUUCGGCUGCUCUCACAGUUCUCCAAGAUCCUCAGAAUCUUCCACAAGGCGGCGGAGUCUUCACAACUGCUUCCGCUUUUGCCAAGACCAACAUCUACUCUUAUCUCGAAUCAUUUGACAUCAAGUUCCAAGUCGAGUCUCCCCAAUCGCAAGUCUGAAGUGCAAUUUGUAUCUGCUUUCGUUGAAUCUGUUAUUAUUGUCAACCUAAGAAAUAAACAUGGUCCAUUAUGAUAUCACAAAUAUUCAAGUACUGCUUAAUUCUUUGGCCAUCACCGGCGAAUAA